CUAUAUCUUCGCCUGCACUUCUACUUUUUCCUUUCCCUUCCCUUCUUUCUAUCACCAGCUGCCAAGAACAGCAUCAUCUGAUACGGAUGGGAAGCUGAGUUAGAGAGAGAUGGAUCGAAGACAUGGAAAGAGGCCUCUUCCUCCUGACGAGGCGGCACCGGAGGAGAAAGCGGGAGAGCUCUCGUGCUCGCCACUGGCCCGGGCCGAUCAGGAUGCGUCGGCCAUCGUGUCGGCCCUCGCCCACGUGAUCGGCUCUUGCUCGCCGGUGGCCGGCGUCGGAGGGGGUGAGAUGCGACAAGAUGUUAGUGGAUCAGGAACAGGCUCGGUGGAGAACAGGACUCAGCCCUCCGAAGAGCAAGGAAAUGCGGGACGAAGGCAUUAUAGGGGAGUGAGGCAAAGGCCAUGGGGGAAAUGGGCAGCGGAGAUAAGGGAUCCCCAGAAGGCUGCUCGUGUAUGGCUUGGGACCUUCGACACGGCGGUGGAUGCGGCCAUCGCCUACGACGAGGCCGCCCUCAGGUUCAAAGGCUGCAAAGCCAAGCUCAACUUCCCCGAGAGAGUCCAAGGCCGCUCUGACCUCGGCUUCUUGACACAUCGAUGGCAAGCUCAGCCGCCGGUGCAACUCCCGGCGACUUCGUACCCGGACUUGCUUCGGUACGCUCGACUCCUCCAGAGUAGGGACGACGACCUGCACAACCGGGCUGUCGGGCUCCACCCCGCGGGAAGCUCCUUCAUGUCAACCUCCUCGCACACAACGCCGACUUCUUCUUUGUCUGGGUCUUCGCAGGAGCUGGUGGGUUUCUCACACCAUUGGCAGUUGAGGAGCUCUUCUUCUUCGAGCUCGUGGCCUCAGGUUGACCUGCAGGACGAGGACGAAGACUAGAAGCCACCAGGCAUUCAAGUGACGACGACUCCUCUUGACUUGGAGUUCGGUGCACCGAGAGGUUUGAUCCUUAAUUCUCCUCCGUGAAGAACUCGGAUCUGAGAUCGAAGAGAGAUGCAAAGACCUAAUUGUGAACUUGUUUGAAGUAGAGACGUUGCAAGUGUACUGCGUCAAUGAUCAGGAGGGAGAAGUUUAUGAUGUCCUCAUCCGACUUGUUAUCGAGUUCAUUGUUCCUAUCGCAUUAUCUGGUCAAUUCUCAAAUAAAUCUUAAGUGAAAUGAACUGAAUUCUAUUGUCAUUUUAUUGCAUCCA
Messenger RNA from Musa acuminata subsp. malaccensis (wild Malaysian banana), 1191 nucleotides. RefSeq names its product ethylene-responsive transcription factor ERF113. Lineage: Eukaryota; Viridiplantae; Streptophyta; Magnoliopsida; Zingiberales; Musaceae. The record is from RefSeq and is a predicted model, not a curated record. Gene Ontology annotation, molecular function: DNA binding; DNA-binding transcription factor activity. Gene Ontology annotation, biological process: regulation of DNA-templated transcription; ethylene-activated signaling pathway.